Messenger RNA from Exserohilum turcica Et28A, 988 nucleotides. RefSeq lists its product as uncharacterized. The record is from RefSeq and is a predicted model, not a curated record. Lineage: Eukaryota; Fungi; Ascomycota; Dothideomycetes; Pleosporales; Pleosporaceae. The transcript has 2 exons. The coding region runs from base 1 to 798 and encodes 265 amino acids.
AUGUAUAUCCCUCUGGUCCUCGCCGCCCUCCCAGCCCUAUCCCGCGCCACCUACCUGGACCCCUCACUGCAGCACCAGAAGCCGCUUGUGGAAGACGCGGCCCCCGCCUCCUCUGACAAUGCCCUUCUCCCGCUCGACUUGAACCAAGACUUAGACUACACCUUCCCCUCCCACCCCGCCUCGCACACCCCCCUGCACCGCCUCCAAAACUCCGCCGCAAUCCACGCAACACACCACAGCAACAACGUCAUCCGCAUCUCCAUCCCGCUCGACGUCUUCUCCUAUGCCGGCACCGUGACUUUCUCCGCACAGAGGCCCGCCGCCUUCACAUGGCUGUCGCAGAACCCCUGGAACCCCGCCAUGAACCACGUUCCGCUGGUGGAUGCGAGCGUGCGCAAGGGCGGCACCGUGGGCAUGCCUGUGGAAACAGCAACGCUGGAUCUCAGCACCCCGUUCCUCGAGCUGCCCACCGGCCUGUGGGACGUCCUUGUUCUGGCUACGCAGCCUGGGCGCGACGCGGAUGCGCGCGGGCUGAGCGUUGAAUGUGCGGCGAGAGAAAGGUUUCCCGAUCUGGUAUUUGGUGUGCGCACGGGUGAUGAGGAAGACGACGACGAGAGUGUCGCUGAGCUGGUGGUUACCCCCGCGCAGUAUGUGCUGCAGAGCGAAGACGGCAAAUGCACUCUUCUCGCCAGGGCGGCGGCGCACGGCGACGAGAGUGUAACGUUGGGAUGGGCGGCCUUCAGAGGGAGGCCUGUGGCCUUGGAUUGGGAGACGUCGCAGCUUGGAAUCGCCAUGUGAGGACUCGUAAGAGCUUCGACGUCCUUGAUACCAAUUCCACCCACGAGUACAUACGGCUUCAGUACUCGUCUUCUUACUACACAACACCCCCCCUGUUCACGCGAUGAGCAAAGGAUAUAGAAUAAUCAGCCUGUCUCAAUAGGCAUUUCAUUUCACACUGCAAUACCAUAGACAAUGGAAUAAAAUUAAU